AUUUUGUUUCCUUCAAAACUGACAUUCUAUUAACAACAUAUCCCCUCUUUUUCAAUAUGUCUGCAAAUUCACCAGUAUUCGACACCUUUUCGAAAAUGAUCCCGCCGUUCUUGCUAAACUGCGAAACCCAAGCGAUAAUAUUAGCAGGACUUUGCGGCGUCGGUGCCUGGGUAAUAUUUUCCUGGAUUUUACAAGUAAUCCUGUCGAUUUUGUGGCCUUUUUUCCUAUUCGCCGCCGUUCUAUUAGCCAUGCCAACAUGGAGACGUACUUUGGCUCAGGAGACGCUUCCCAGACAGCUGCAAAUACUUAAAGAAUGGACCAAGAAACAAGCAGCAGCUUUACAAAUGCACUUUAGCAAGGAGAAAGUCGCAGGGAAUUAAAAUGUCCCUUGUAAUGAAUAAAUUAUGCAGUUGUUUAUGUAAAAAUGUGUUUUUGGUCCUUAUUUACACUAAAAUUACCUUGGCUGUAUUCAUUUUAA
Brassicogethes aeneus is the source of this 478-nucleotide messenger RNA. The record is from the annotation of a GenBank genome assembly. NCBI's taxonomy places the organism in Eukaryota, Metazoa, Arthropoda, Insecta, Coleoptera, Nitidulidae.